AUGGGCGAGCAUAAUCUUCUUAAUCCUGGGUUUGUGGGACCUUUGGUAAACAUCCACACUGGAGAUAGGUUUUACUUCCCGAAUUUUAGAGCCUCAGGGGGACAGCUGGCGGGGCUACCGUCUCUCUCGUACCCUAGAAGGGACAAUGUUUGCUCUCUCCCGUGGAAUCCAUCGGAGUCGUGCAAUGGAUAUCCUCAGUCUUACUUUAGCAGUCCCGUAUCCAUUAACCCCUCUUUUAAUCGAUCUUGUGAAAUAACCCGACUGGAUGAAGGCAAAUGUUAUUAUGGCAGUUCGAGCAACACCAGAGAGUCUUGUUCAGAAAGCAACAGCCUCAAACGAGAGGAGCGAGCAAGAGAUACAUCAGUAUCGUCUGAUCACGGGAUGCACAAUGGGAUGGGCAACGGUGGCACCUUCACAAAGUAUGAUUAUGGCACCGAGCAUCUGACCCAAGACCCGCCGUCCUGUCAGUCCUUGGAGUCCGAUUCCAGUUCGUCGGUGCUUAACGAAGGAGGAAAGACUUCAACGAGCGACCCACAAACCCUGAUAUCGCAGGGAAACCACGCAAGCAAUAUCGCCAGUGGAGGAGGUGCCCCGUGGUACCCGAUGCACACCCGGACCCGCAAGAAACGAAAGCCCUAUUCCAAAUUGCAACUGGCCGAACUUGAGGGGGAAUUCAUGCUGAACGAGUUCAUCACCCGGCAGCGACGUAGGGAGCUGUCUGACAGGCUCAGUCUAAGCGACCAACAGGUUAAAAUUUGGUUCCAAAAUCGUCGGAUGAAGAAAAAGAGACUGUUGCUGAGGGAGCAGGCUUUGUCCUUCUUUUAG
This is a messenger RNA of Triplophysa rosa, 825 nucleotides long. RefSeq names its product homeobox C12a (gene hoxc12a). The transcript has 2 exons. Gene Ontology annotation, molecular function: sequence-specific double-stranded DNA binding; DNA-binding transcription factor activity, RNA polymerase II-specific. Gene Ontology annotation, biological process: regulation of DNA-templated transcription. Bases 1 to 825 code for a protein of 274 amino acids. The record is from RefSeq and is a predicted model, not a curated record. NCBI's taxonomy places the organism in Eukaryota, Metazoa, Chordata, Actinopteri, Cypriniformes, Nemacheilidae.